AUGGCUCCCAAGAUCGCUAUCGUCUACUACUCCAUGUACGGCCACAUCCGCCAGCUGGCCGAGGCUGAGAAGCGCGGCAUUGAGAAGGCCGGCGGCUCUGCCGACCUGUACCAGAUCGAGGAGACCCUGCCCCAAGAGGUCCUCACCAAGAUGCACGCUCCCCCCAAGCCCACCGACGUCCCCGUCCUCUCCGACCCGACUGUCCUCCAGGGCUACGAUGCCUUCCUGCUCGGCAUCCCCACCCGUUACGGCAACUUCCCCGCCCAGUGGAAGGCCUUCUGGGACAAGACGGGCCAGAUCUGGGCCUCGGGCGGCUACUGGGGCAAGAUGGCCGGCAUCUUCCAGUCGACGGCCUCGCUCGGCGGCGGCCAGGAGACGACGGCCGCCAACGCCCUGAGCACCCUCGUCCACCACGGCAUCAUCUACGUGCCCUUUGGCUACGCCAAGGCCUUCGCCCAGAUGGCCGCCCUUGACGAGGUCCGCGGCGGCUCCGCCUGGGGCGCCGGCACCAUCGCCGGCGCCGACGGGUCCCGCCAGCCCUCGGCCCGCGAGCUCGAGCUCGCCGACGACAAUGGCGACAAGAAGGCUGCUGCUGCUCCGGCCGCCGCAGCCACGACGACGACUACUACGGCGGCCAACAAGACGGACAACGGCGGUGCUGCUGCUCAGCCCGCUCAGGAUGGCCAACACCCUGUCAAGGAGAAGAAGAAGAGUGGCGAGGGACCUUGUGGACUGCCUGCCAAAUGCGUGGUCCAGUAA
Thyridium curvatum is the source of this 759-nucleotide messenger RNA. RefSeq lists its product as uncharacterized. The transcript is spliced from 3 exons. NCBI's taxonomy places the organism in Eukaryota, Fungi, Ascomycota, Sordariomycetes, Thyridiales, Thyridiaceae. The record is from RefSeq and is a predicted model, not a curated record. The coding region runs from base 1 to 759 and encodes 252 amino acids. Gene Ontology annotation, molecular function: FMN binding; NAD(P)H dehydrogenase (quinone) activity.